AUGACCUUUAUCCAUUGCGUCGGGAUCGGAAAAGCAACAUCAGCUGCAAUGUCGUCAAUCGAUCAAGCAAAGCAACCACAUGAGGUCGAUGAGGAGGUCCAGGAUGUUCAACCUACGAAGCCCGUGUCGCGAUUUACUCGCUGGUACCGCUCGCCUUUGUUCAACGUCAUCCUUGUAGGCUUGAUCUCCUUCACUCAACCUGGUAUUUGGAAUGCCCUCAACAGUACCGGCGCUGGUGGCCAGCAAGAGCCUUAUCUCGUCAAUGGCUCCAACUCACUCACCUUUGGCAUCAUGGUCUUCGGCUGCAGUUUCUUCGCCAUCAUGGCCAAUAAGAUCGGGUUGAAGACGGUUCUGAUCAUCGGUACCCUUGGAUACGCACCCUACUCGGCAUCCAUGUACGUCAACAACCGUUACGGUGUAGAGUGGUUCGUGCUGUUUGGUGGCGCUACCUGUGGCAUCGCAGCAUCUGCGUUAUGGGCAGCUGAAGGUGCCAUUGCCUUGGGAUACGCCGACAUCAAAGAUAGAGGCAAGUUCACUGGUAUCUGGCUUGGUCUGCGUGAGCUCGGACAGCUUCUCGGCGCUGCCAUCCAGCUCUCGCUGAACGUCAAGGAGAAUCAGCGCGGAAAGGUCGGAUAUUCGACCUACCUGGUCUUGAUCGCCCUUCAAUGCCUCGGUCUUCCCUUGGCGUUGCUCGUGUCUCCCCCUCAGAAAGUCAUUCACAGCGAUGGCAGGAAGGUUGCCGACCCUACUAAGAACAAGGCUGUCCUGGGAGAGUUCCGCAAGUGGCUGAAGCUGCUCAAGAAGAAGCAGUUCUACCUUUUGAUUCCCAUCCUCGUCGGUUUCAACUGGAACAGCACGUACCAGGGCAUCUACUUGACCAAGUACUUCUCGGUCAGAGCGAGAACCCUUGGCGCCUUGACAUCUGGUAUUGCUGCAUCUGCUGCUAACAUCUUCUGGGGCUGGUUCUACGACCUGAAGUGCUUUAGUCGACCCCAGCUCGCCAAGAUUACCUGGUCCUGCUUCUCAGUCAUCAUGCUGGGCUUGUUCGCAUGGCAAGUUGCCAACGAGAAGCUUUAUGAGGACACUGUUCCCAAAGUUACCCUCGAUUGGAGCACCCCUGGAUUCGGACGUGGAUUUGCAGUCAAUGUACUCUUCCGCUUCAUGAACGAGUCGCACUACAUGUUUGUGUACUGGAUCAUGGGUACCUUCUUUGACGAUAUCGAGACUCUAACACUCGGCGUUGGUCUUGUCCGAUCGUUCGAGUCCAUUGGCUCCUGCCUAGCCUUCGGUAUUGGUGCCGUCAAGGUUUCGCCAAUGGUAAAUCUCAUCGUUGCCUUUGUCAUGUUUGUGGUCUGCGUCCCUGCGACAUCGUGGGCCGUUCUGCUUGUGCCAGAGCGACCUGUCGACAACACGAAACUAGAGGCGGAGGACUCUGCUGUCGAAGACAACAAAGUAGCCGCGACCCCGGUGGAUGUGACUACGACAGCGGCCGCUGUCGAUGGUCCUCGGAAUGUUUAA
Messenger RNA from Colletotrichum abscissum, 1518 nucleotides. RefSeq lists its product as uncharacterized. Gene Ontology annotation, biological process: transmembrane transport. Gene Ontology annotation, molecular function: transmembrane transporter activity. The coding region runs from base 1 to 1518 and encodes 505 amino acids. Lineage: Eukaryota; Fungi; Ascomycota; Sordariomycetes; Glomerellales; Glomerellaceae. The record is from RefSeq and is a predicted model, not a curated record. The transcript has 3 exons.